AUGGCGACCAUGGACGAGUUAUUUCGGAAUUCCAUUCAACAAGCUGGAUUACUGAAGAAGCCAUCGUCGCUCAUCCCGUGGAAGGCCGAUGAACCAUGGCCGCAGCCUUACUACCAAUGGGACAUUGACAGCGAAGUCUGGCAACCUAUCAAGCAACUGGCAUCCCCGGUCAAGGACCAGGCACCAUCUAUCUCUACCAUAUCUCUAUACAGUUGGAACAUUGAUUUCAUGCUGCCAGCCGCUGAGGCGCGAAUGAAUGCCGCUUUGGCUCACCUUGAGGAAGCGACAAGUCAGCUCCCUUCCACCACCGCCGCUGUGAUCAAUUUGCAAAUGCAGUCCUUCGGACCUCAUUACUUCGACCGCCGGCUACAGAUCAGUUCAUGCUUCCGAGUCCACUUCUCUGCCACACAGAUGGAACGAGAUGCACUUUUCGUCGAUGUCACAAUGCCAGUAACAUCGAGGAAACUCCGCUUGGCAGACACGCACCUCGAAUCAUUAGCUUUGGAUCCACCGCUGCGUCCGUCGCAGAUGCGUCUCGCUGCAAAGUACUUGCAAGACGGCGAGGGACUGGCGGGUGCCAUCAUUGCAGGUGACUUCAAUGCCAUCCAGCCAUUCGACGCCAGCUUGCACUCAGAUAACAAUCUCCACGAUGCCUACCUCGAUCUGGGCGGUCGGGAAGACUCCGAGGACGGUUUCACCUGGGGUCAGCAGGCGUUGCCCGCGCUGCGCGAGCGCUUCGGAUGCUCGCGGAUGGACAAGGCUUUCUUCUGUGGGACCGGUAUCAGGCUUCAAGCGUUCGAGAGGUUCGGUAUCGACGUCGAGAUUGACGAAAGCAAGAAGAAGCAAAGAGAUCGUUUGCUUGCGCUUGGCUUUGGCAAAGCUUGGGUUACCGACCACCUAGGUAUCAAGGCCACGUUUGCAGUUGUCAACGACACACGCUUGUAA
Molecule: messenger RNA, 945 nt
Organism: Pochonia chlamydosporia 170
Lineage: Eukaryota; Fungi; Ascomycota; Sordariomycetes; Hypocreales; Clavicipitaceae
Product: endonuclease/exonuclease/phosphatase family protein
Exons: 2
Coding region: 1-945 (314 amino acids)
Biological process (GO): double-strand break repair
Cellular component (GO): PML body; cytoplasm
Molecular function (GO): 5'-tyrosyl-DNA phosphodiesterase activity; single-stranded DNA binding
Source: RefSeq, a predicted model, not a curated record